UCGGCCCCCCUCUCAAGCAUUCAAAAAAAAUAGAGUCCAGGCUUGUAAGCCAAGGUGGCACGAAGACCAUGAUGAAUUCCGGCAACAAACGACUUUUGCUUAAGAUUCUCUCUUUUUCUUUCUUGCAAAAACUUCUUUCUCGGUUUCGCGUCAUCUCGACUCCCUCUUCACCUUCGUUCUUUUAUCGAAGCCGAACCAGCACCUCUCCUUUCCCGUCGCCGUAUGCAGUUAUCUCGACAUUGAUCCAGAGGAUCGGAUGACUAAAGUACACUUCAUUCCAUUCUUUUUUGUUUGCUUGCUGUUGGCUUUCAUUAGCCCUCAGGCCUAUGCCGCAGACGGCUUGCUUAAGCGAGGAGAGACAACUGUAUCCCACCUCAGCCAUACCACCACCGGCAGCAAAACCACCACCAGCAAAAUCACCCUCAGCAAAAAGCAUACUAGCACUUUACACUCUUCACAUGUAGUGACGCUGACUGCCAAAAAAACCGAGGCCACUGUUGUAAUUUCGACAGCAGCCGCAUACCAUACCAAAGCCAUUCAAAAGCUUGAAGCCGAUAUUACUACCGCCACCGACGAAGUGACCCAUACCACAACUUCUGACCACCCUACCACCACCACCGAUGCCGACAAGUCCACUACUACCACAGAUGAUGACAAGGCAGCCACUACUGACAACAAAUCGGAUGCUACCACCACUGCUCAUGAUAGCACUACCACUGAUGAUGCAAAGGCUACUACUAUAUCUUCAGACGAUGACAAGGCAGCCACUACUGACAACAAAUCGGAUGCUACCACCACUGCUCAUGAUAGCACUACCACUGAUGAUGUAAAGGCCACUACUACAUCUUCAGAUGAUACCAAGGCAGCCACCACUGAUGAUGCAAAGGCCACUACUGCAUCUUCAGAGGAUGAUAAGGCUACCACUGCCACCACGGAGGACAAGUCUACUACUACUACUGCUACCACCACAGAUGAUAGCACCACCACUACCACCACCACCACUGACACAAAGUCCACCACAGCGUCUACCACAACGGAUGCUGAGACCACCACUACUACUAGUACAGUUGAUCCUACUACUACUACUACUACUACUACUAGUACUGCUGAUGCUACCACCACCACCACCACUGAUGCAGCUACUACCACCAGUAAAUCAGCUACUGCUACAACUGAUGCAGCUACUACCACCACUGAUACAGCUACUACCACCACUGAUACAGCUACUACCACCACUGAUACAGCUACUACCACCACUGACGCAGCUACUACUACCACUGACAAAGCUACUACAACCACUGAUACAGCUACUACCACUACCACUGAUGCAGCUACUACCACCACUGACGCAGCUACUACCAUCACUGAUACAGCUACUACUACCACUGACAAAGCUACUACCACCACUGACGCAGAUACUACCACCACUGACGCAGCUACUACCACCAGUGAUUCAGCUACUACUACCAGUGAUGCAGCUACUACUACCAGUGAUUCAGCUACUACCACAUCGACGGAAGACCAAACUACUGCCACUACUACUGAUGCCGCAACCACGACCACAGAAACCGAGGCUUCGUCCACCACCGAGUCUGCGACCGAGACCACCACUGUAGAUCCCGUAACGCCCACAACUACUCCUGAGAUGACGACUACCGAGGCUCCAGAGUCUACCACUGCCACCGAGACAGCUGUCUUGACCACCACCGAUGCCUUGCCUACAACAACUUCGGAUGCAGUCACUACAACAUCGAACGUGGUUGUGCAAACGCCCUCUGUGAUUCUGACCCCAUCAUCGACCUACCACUACCAAACUCUCUCAUGGCUUCCUCCUAGUUUCAGCGUUGCCACGGAGAGUUUGAUCCCCAGUACGACCGAUGUUUCUGCCGCCGCCCCCACUACAACCGGUACCGUCGAUAACAGUUCUCAAGAUGUGCCGGCUGUCAUUGCUCCCAACGCUGGAGCCAUUAUUCCAGAUGGAAAUACUCCGGUUGCGCUCAAGUUCAACUCGCUCUCCUACGUUCAAAUGGUGGCUGACCCUCUGUUGACUGCUCAGUUCGUCCAGGCUAUCCCGCUUCUUAUUUCCAGUGCGGUGGAUCUGACACCUGAUCAAAUCAUUGUAGUGUCCAUUAUCAGUGCCGGCGGUGUUGGCUCUACACGACGAAAAGCUCGUCGUUCAACCGUCGGUGGUAUUGUCACGACCCUGUCUAUCCCCAGUGACCAAGUCAGUGAUCUUCAAUUGGCCAUUCGUGACCCAACCAGCAGCUUGUACUCCAUCAACAACGGCCAGCUGGCUACCCUUUUAGACACCACUUACCCACUUACCAACAACACUGACACUACCUCCAGCGGCAACACUGUUACGGAUCCUAAUGGCUUGACCGUGGGCGCAGCCAACGCUAAUACAACCACCAGCGGCGGACCUUCCCGUGCCGUGAUCAUCGGUUGCUCGGUGGGUGGCGCUACAGUCCUCUACGCCGGCAUGACGGUGGUCGCUGUGCGCGCUUACCGACGUCGCAAGGCUAGGCAAGCAGACGAAGCUGCGAGACAAAAUGCCAUGUUUGCUCACAGUAUCUCGGCCCCCAUCAUGAAUGAAAAUUCCUUGGGAUUCACUCCUCAGUGGUAAUUCUGCCCUCCCAACUAUAUAUAACCUGCGUUGGUCCUUGACGCAGUGUCCUAGCCGAUCUGACCGCC
Umbelopsis ramanniana AG is the source of this 2694-nucleotide messenger RNA. RefSeq lists its product as uncharacterized. Gene Ontology annotation, biological process: fungal-type cell wall organization; signal transduction involved in filamentous growth; establishment of cell polarity. The transcript has 5 exons. The coding region runs from base 257 to 2626 and encodes 789 amino acids. Gene Ontology annotation, molecular function: osmosensor activity. Lineage: Eukaryota; Fungi; Mucoromycota; Umbelopsidomycetes; Umbelopsidales; Umbelopsidaceae. The record is from RefSeq and is a predicted model, not a curated record. Gene Ontology annotation, cellular component: extracellular region; plasma membrane; cell surface.